Porites evermanni is the source of this 2560-nucleotide messenger RNA. The record is from the annotation of a GenBank genome assembly. Lineage: Eukaryota; Metazoa; Cnidaria; Anthozoa; Scleractinia; Poritidae.
UUAUCCGUUUUUUACCUCCAGUGAAAGUAUUUGAAAAUGAGCAAAAAACAAACACCUAGUGACUUUUUAAAGCAAAUCAUAGGCCGUCCUGUAGUGGUAAAACUUAAUAAUGGCGUCGACUAUCGAGGUAAGCAACAGCUUUCUGCUUGUGAGUGAAAAGCAUGUGUAUGAACGUUUGUUCGAAACUCGAACGUUUUGCAUGAAAUGGUCCUUUUACAGAUCCAGAAAGUAAGGGAAAUGGAAUUUGUGUUGUGGAAUCUUGUACCAGCCUGUACCUCUUUUUUACUCUACCCAGUAAAAUGAUGUAAAGUCUAUCCUCCAAGUUUAAUUAUGCUGUCCCUAACAAACCUGGCACUGAUACACAUGAUUCUUGGGUUAGAAUGGGCUAUUACAUUUAAUAUCCGUAUCCCCCCCCCGUCCGGUUGAGGACCUACCUUUUCUUCUUACCCCUGAAGACUAAAUAAAAUUGCAUUUAAUUCCCGAAAACUUCCAAAGAAUAGUGGUCCUUACUCCUAUCCCUGAAGAAUUUCAUGAAAAUGAAAUCUCUACCGCCAAAGAAUUCCAUAUUUUCUUACUUUACCCCUAAAGAAAUCCUCAGUUUUUACAACUUACCCCUGAAGAAUUCCAUGGUUCCUCAACCAGGGGGGACGGGUAUUAAAUGCAAUAGCCUGAUAGACGUGGGGUUUUACUGAUGCUGCAAUCCCGGCCCCCAGUCCUCUCAAAGCAGCAUAGUAUACACUGUACCUACCAACUCUUUCUAGAUCUGAGUCUCACAGUUGGAGAUAGAAUCUCAUGCUAGCUCAACUUGUGGACAAUGGUAGUGAGUUUGAAACAAAGGAAAAUAUAAUAUUUUUUGAACCAAGGAUAAAAUUUAACCACAACAUAUACAUAAACUGCUGUUUAAAGAAGGCCAAACAUUGAAUUCGGAGUCUAUUUUUUCUGCAUUUGUUUUACUUUCAACUAACUUUUAGGUAUCAUGAACCCUUCCAUGGCGAAAAGCUGCAACAAGUAUUUCUCUUUAGGAACUUAUGCCUCAGCAGAUUGAGUUGUCCAAGGGGUAACUGAUCAGCAAAUUGGUUGCCCCCUUGAUAUUUUUGGUUGCCCCAGACAACCAGACAACCAUUAAUUUCAAACCCUAGCACAAGGUUUGGACAAUUCAUCAACACUUAUCUUCAGCUUAAAAGUGUGAAGCAUCAGUCACUAGACACGUGGCAGCCUUUGUUUGAAGUUGUUUAAGAGUGUGUGCUGCAUUAAAAUUUGCCUUGUAUCAGUGGUGUAUUGUCACCAUGAUUCUUGAAUGAUGGUCAUGAUGAUAAUAAUGAUGAUGUUGAUGAUGAUAUUCAUCAGGCAUCCGUUUUACUUGUCCUUUUAGGGGUGUUAGCCUGCCUUGAUGGUUACAUGAACAUCGCUCUUGAACAAACAGAAGAGUAUGCAAAUGGCCAGGUGAAAAAGCCCUCUUUUCUGUUCUGGUCGGAAAUUUUUGGUUAAUGUUUUGUGCGGAUCAGUUAGAUUAGUGACAAAAUUGGUCAGUAAUAAAUUUUACUAUUGUUGAUAUUGAUUUUUCAAGAAUUUUUGGAGCCAAUUGCAAUAAAUAGACAGGAUGUGACGCUUUUUAUUUUGCAUUGUUUAUGAUAUUAAAAAUAAAAACUAUAAACUUGUGGUAUUUAAAAUUUUAUCAUCAUUUAAAGAGACCACAGAAAAUCUAAGAAAACUUCUAUUUUUCUAAAAAAGAAAAAAAGGAAAGGCAUUUAAGCUUAGGAAGGUACUUUUUUGGCCAAACUUUGUAUGUAUCAGAUAAAAAGGAACAAACUCAUCUUGAAAAAAAAAACUUCACCUCCAUUAGUGAAAUAAAUUUCAUCUGUGAAUUUAUUUUUAGCUGAAGAACAAGUAUGGAGAUGCUUUCUUAAGAGGAAACAAUGGUAUGUUGUACUUUCAGUGUCAACCUUUUGUUACAGGACUGGAAAAAUAUAGAACCAUAGCACAACAAAUAGAGUUGUGCGUAGAUGCACAUAAUUGCAGGGGUGUCACUAAGAUAGUAGGCUGAUUUAGCAACAAAACGGGAACGUCAUUUGAUGACGGUGCACACAAAUGAAACAACUGGUUUGACCAAUGGCCGAGUGGCAAAUUGGGCACUGGAAGUCAAGUUUAGUAUGUUCCUGCUCUGUUGCUAAAUCAGCCUAGUAUGGAUACUUGAAGACAAAGAAAAUAUCAUUCAAUAUCAUUAUCACUGGAGCAAGAGUGUUUGUGUUUUUGUAUGAUUUUCAACACAAGUCAGGAUAAUUAUCUUAUAUGCAAAGUUGAGUAAGAAUUCUUUCUGGCUUAGGACAAUGCUCCUUGCACUGCCAUGAUAUUUUUCUCCUUUCUGUUACAGUGUUAUAUAUCAGCACACAAAAAACAGGCCGGAGAUAGAAGGAAAAUUGAAGAGAACACGUCAUCCACUUUAAAGAACUGCAAUCUGUUACAUAGCCUUUUGUAAAUAUCUCUUCUUUUGUAGUUUCCUUUUGAACAGUAUCAGUAAGCUGCUGUAUUGUAUGCUUUACAAAUAAAUUCCUAAAAAGCC